Messenger RNA from Neomonachus schauinslandi (Hawaiian monk seal), 1158 nucleotides. RefSeq names its product alpha-1-antitrypsin-like protein CM55-ST. The record is from RefSeq and is a predicted model, not a curated record. The coding region runs from base 1 to 1158 and encodes 385 amino acids. The transcript has 4 exons. Gene Ontology annotation, molecular function: serine-type endopeptidase inhibitor activity. Gene Ontology annotation, biological process: negative regulation of endopeptidase activity. NCBI's taxonomy places the organism in Eukaryota, Metazoa, Chordata, Mammalia, Carnivora, Phocidae.
AUGGUGCACCCCACUCUGUUCUUCUGGCUACUGGUGGCCAGGCUGGCUCCUCAUGCCUGUGGCCAAGGGGCUCCUGACCAAGAAAAUCAUCCAAGCGCGGUGGACCUGUCGGCCUCCUCAACCUUCCUGAACAAUUCCCACUUUGCCUUCAGCCUGUACAGGUGGAUGGUGGCUGCGAGCCCAGGCAAGAACAUCAUCUUCUCCCCGCUGAGCUUCUCCAUUCCCCUCACCCUGCUGGCUCUUCAAGCCAGGCCAGAACUGCGCACCCCGGUCCUAGAGGGUCUGGGCUUUCCCCUCACCCAGGUCCCAGACGACGGGGUCCAUGCACACUGCAGUCAGCAACUCCUUGCCUCCCUGCGGCCCCUUGCGGCAUGCCGGCCAGACGUGGGCAGCACACUGUUUGUGGACCAGAAGCGGCACCUGGCGCAAAGGUUUGUCGACAUUGCCCAGAACCUGCAGAACACAGAGGUCUUCCUCAUCCCCUUUGGGAACAACCACAUAGCCAGGGAGCAGAUGCACCACUUCACCAGCAAGACGACCCACUUCAAGAUCAGGAAGCUGGCCCAGGAGUUGAACCCGGACACAGUCUUGAUUCUGGUCAAUUACAUUUUCUUUAAAGUGAGCGAGGGGGUCAAGAUCCUGGUGCCCAUGAUGCAGCGGCCGGGCUGGGUCCAGCUCCAGCGUUUCUACCACCUGCACAGCUAUGUCCUCCAGCUGCUUGCCACCGCCACACCACUGCUGUCUUCCUCCUACAGGCAAGGCCAGGGACACAGAGAGGCUCUGAUGAAAGAGAAGUCUGACACAGGGUCUCAGCCCUUCCCACUAAGCCAACUGGAGCAGCUCCUGCCCUCAAUGGGCAUGCCGGAUAUAUUCAGUUACCACGCAGGAAUCACGGGCAUUUCUCUGCAGACCAUCCCCAUGAAGAUCUCCAAGAUUAGCACACCAAGGUCCAGAACAGGAGCACGAUCACAAGCCAAACUCACUGCCCCAACACUAAUAUUCCUGGGAGGAUCUGCAAACUCAGAUCACUCUCAUGACCUUCUGGCAGCUUCACAUCCCCGGCUGGUUCUGGACUUCCUCCUCUGCCUGCAGUCAGUUCAUGCCCUUGCUGCCUGGACCUUGGCAGACCUGUGUUCCUUUGGAGAAUUGGCUCAAUAA